Messenger RNA from Opisthorchis viverrini, 339 nucleotides. RefSeq lists its product as hypothetical. The record is from RefSeq and is a predicted model, not a curated record. The coding region runs from base 1 to 339 and encodes 112 amino acids. Lineage: Eukaryota; Metazoa; Platyhelminthes; Trematoda; Opisthorchiida; Opisthorchiidae. The transcript is spliced from 3 exons.
AUGCUACAAAGCGACUUCACAAAUUCAGUAAUAGAUCCCAGUUUUCAAGAGACGCAAAACGGAUUUACGAGAAAACAUACUACUCGCAGGCCCUCCCAUCAUUUCCUGCCAGUGCAGAGAAAAUCCGGAGAAAGUCCAUCUGGAAGCCUUGCCCAAGUGUUAAAAUCAGAUGAUCAGAAACGAACCGCCUUGCUGAACCGAAAUACACUCAUUUGCAAACAAAUUUGGUUUUGCCGGAGACUCACCUGGAACCCAGCUAAAUCUCUCGUUUAUGAUGUUUCCAGGCGACUGAAUGUGCUGUACCAAGCCGCCUCAUGUUUCAGUUGCUAUGAUAAUUGA